Durusdinium trenchii is the source of this 1883-nucleotide messenger RNA. NCBI's taxonomy places the organism in Eukaryota, Dinophyceae, Suessiales, Symbiodiniaceae. The record is from the annotation of a GenBank genome assembly.
CCUAUUUGCAACUCGACUUUUUUGCAAAAGGUAGCGGUAGAAGGUGAAACAUUUCUAUCCUUUUCUCUUCAGCUCAUAAUUGAUGCUGGCUUGGCAAGCUCUUCCCUCUAGCCAUGGAUUGCGCAAUCCGAUCUUGACGCAAAGCGCAGUGACACCCACGCCCACACCAAGCAGCGCACGAAGAACGUGGGCAGAGCUGCACUGGGCAUCUCCCCUUGGCCUCCUCGUUUUUUGGUCUCGCCGGGCGCGACCCUCUUCGUGGAGAGUUCGCCGGCGCGCGAGGACAUCGAAGACCUCCGUGGAGACUGCCGACUUGGAGGAAUGCUUGGCGAAGGAGCCAUGGAGAAGAGGCUUUGAAGCAGCAGAGGAGCUGGAACCGGUGGAACUUGAAAUCACGGACGUCAGGUGGUCCUCGAUGUUAGAUCUGAAAGGGACCAUCUAUCGAAAUGCAUCCGGUCGGCUGCGUGUUGGAUGCUCGGAGUAUUUACACUGGUUUGAUGGAGAUGGAUUUGUUUUUGCCCUUUCCAUUGAUGGCACGAAAAGAAAGGCAGCCUUUGCUUCGCGCUUUGUGCGCACUUCGCGUUUCUUGGCCCAAGAAGAGCCAAGCGCCUUGGCCAGAGCCAAGGAAGGUUUGGGCAUGGCCUCAGCAUGUCCUUGGACACCUGCAGCCAAUGGGGACUUUUUCUCCAAUGUCUUCAGGAUACCAACCAACCCGGCAAACACCAGCGUGCUAUGGUGGGGCGAUCGUUUGUUGGCCUUGUGUGAAGGAGGCUUGCCGUAUCGCUUGAACCCAGGCACCUUAGAAACUCUGGGUGAAGCACUUUUCACCUCUCCCGAACUGUCAGAAAGUGGUGUCUUUUUCUUCUCGGCUCAUCCGAAACGGGACGCGAGCUCCGGCGAGCUCUUCAACAUUGGUAUCACGCUUGGGAUGCCGCUUAGCCUGGAAGUCUAUUGCUGCUCCGCGGCAGGGGAGCUCCGGCAACGGAGCAAAGUUCCAUUGAAAGAACUCACUUUCGUCCACGACUUUGCGAUCACAGAGAAGUAUAUUGUGCUGAUCCUGCCUCCUUGGGUUUGCCCCGUGGAGGGUGUGCUCCAAAGCCUUUGGGAAGGAGGCCUGGGAAGCAAGUUCCAAUGGCAAGAAGAUUUGGGUACCAGGUGUGUGCUCUUGCGACGCAGUGACCUCAGCACGGUCUUCGAUGAAACUCUCAAGCCUCCAGUCUCCCUCUACCACACUGUGAAUGCCUUUGACCAGGGUGAGGCAGUGGUGCUCCAAGUGGCCGCGCACAAUGGAUCCCGGGAGGAGGUGGAGAGGAACUUCCAGGAUAUGUACCGAAGCACUUGGACAGAUGAGACCCGAUGUUGCUUGAAAGAACUGGUGCUCGACAUCUCAGCUGGGCAGAUCUCUGUGAGCUCAGUGGGACCAGCAGAGGCGGCUUCCUUUGAGCUUCCGACGAUUCACCCGGCCUUCGUUGGCAGAAAGCAUCGCCAUGUCUUCACGAACAGUGCCUUUCCAUCCACCGCAGGCUUUGCCAAUAGCAUCGAACGCCUCGACCUGGAGAAGAACCUGUUGGAUCGCGCGCGGUUUGAUGCCGGGCAAUUUGCUGGGGAACCGAUGAUUCUUCCAAAGACAGGGCCGCAGGAGGAACUCAAUGCGUAUGUUUGCACCUGCGUCUACGAUGCGAACGUGCACAAAUCGUUUUUUGCCUUCUUCGAUGCUGGCAAUCUGGCCGCCGGUCCUGUGGCCAAGGUUCAUCUUCCUACCCACGUGCCGUAUUCCUUUCAUGGAGAUUGGGUACCAGGAUUCGUGCCUGUGAUGGACGAUGCGCGACUCACGGUGACCUGAUUCCGGCGCCCCGGUGACCCCGGUGACGCGCACGGUCGAG